ACAUGGAAUCAACCUAAAUGCCAGUCAAUGAUAGAUUGGAUAAAGAAAAUAUGGUACAUAGAGCAGGACAUCUGGCUUCUGAGCGGGAACCUUUGUAGCGCCAGUGAUGAAAGAGAGAAUUAAAUAUGGGUGUUAUUGAGAAAGGCAAGAAAAUUUUUGUUCAGAAGUGUGCCCAGUGCCACACCGUGGAAAAGGGAGGCAAGCACAAGACUGAGCCUAAUCUCCAUGGUCUCUUUAGGUGGAAGACAGGUCAGCCCAUUGGAUUAUCUUACAUAGAGACUGAUAAGAACAAAGGCAUCACCGGGGGAGAGGAUACACUGAUAGAAUAUUUUGAGAAUCCCAGGAAGUACAUUCCUGGAACAAAAAUGAUCUUUGCCGGCAUUAAGAACAAGGCAGAAAGGGCAGACUUGAUAGCUUAUCUCAAAAAAGCUACUAGUGAGUAA
Molecule: messenger RNA, 443 nt
Organism: Symphalangus syndactylus (siamang)
Lineage: Eukaryota; Metazoa; Chordata; Mammalia; Primates; Hylobatidae
Product: cytochrome c-like
Molecular function (GO): electron transfer activity; heme binding
Source: RefSeq, a predicted model, not a curated record